AGACACAAAAACCUCGUGAUCGGAAAAGGCAGAUCCAUGGAAGACUGUUCCCGCUCGUCACGUGGCUUCUUUUGACUACCCAUUACCCAAUGACCAAAACUAAACAACACCCCCACUCUCUCUCUUUCUCUCUUUCGACCUUUCUCCUUCCAUUCUAUGCCAUGCUAUAAAUCCAAACUACUUCAACCCAAUUAUUGCAUCACCUCACCAACCCCUAUAUUAAGGAGAACGUUGUUUACAUUUCUCCCCCUCACUUCUUAUACCAUUUUCCAUCUUCUUUCUUUCUCUCCCUAUCCAGAGCCACUUCAUCAAUAUCGUUGUUGUUGCAGUGUCUUCAGGGGAACGUCAUGGGACCCUGUACAUGUGGCACCUCCCACACCCAAACCACCUCCUUCUCCAUGCCUUUCUCAGUCACAAACCAUAAACAACCUUACCAAGAUUCCGACAUUUACGAUUAUUCCUUCUCCUCCUCGUCUUCUUCUUCCUCUUCCGUUGUUGACUGCACCCUCUCCCUCGGUACCCCAUCCACCCGUUUCUCCCAAGACCAGGAAAAACCUACUCGCCACCACCAACGUACCUCCGUUUCCAACUUCUGUUGGGACUUACUACAAUCCAAACACAGCCCUCAAUCCCAAACCAAAUCCUCCAGAACCCCCAAUACCACCUCAAACACCGACCCUCUCAUCGCUCGCCGCUGCGCCAAUUGUGACACCACCUCAACUCCCCUUUGGAGAAAUGGCCCCCGAGGCCCCAAGUCACUGUGCAAUGCGUGUGGGAUUAGAUUCAAGAAGGAGGAGAGAAGGGCGAGUGCCGCGGCUGCACCGCCGCAGCAGGCUUCUGGCGGCAUGAUGGAAUCGGCGCAGGUGUACAACAACUCCUGGUACGCACACCCGCAGAGUCAGAAGAUGCAGUGUUUCUCGCCGGGGAUGGGGAGCGAGUUCUGUUUCGCGGAUGACGGCGACCGAGACGCCGAUAACGGCAUUCCGUUUCUCUCGUGGAGACUCAACGUCGCAGACAGAACGAGCCUCGUCCACGACUUCACAAGAUAAAUGUUGAAAACAAAAAUCAAUAGCAUAUUAUAAUGAUAAUAAUAAUAUAAUAAUAGUCACACAAGAUAUUACAAAAGGAGGUAGCUGGCUAGCGUGGUUACCCUGGAUACGGUCAAGACCAAUCAAACACACAGGCAGUUAUACGUCAACGUUUUACGAUGAUGUUUUUGAUUGCGAUGGUUAUGAUGGUCUCGAAUCGUGGAUAUUAUGUUUCUUUUUACCUUUUCCGUUUUGUUUGCUUCCUUUCUCGCCCUCGGUGUGAGAAUGGGAUAAUUCUAUAUUCUUAUUAGCUUGCUUUUUCUUUGGAUUUAUUUCUUUAACUUUCUCUUUCAGUUACGUAUAAACCUACUUUUUCGUUGUCUCA
Molecule: messenger RNA, 1413 nt
Organism: Vigna unguiculata (cowpea)
Lineage: Eukaryota; Viridiplantae; Streptophyta; Magnoliopsida; Fabales; Fabaceae
Product: GATA transcription factor 18
Biological process (GO): regulation of DNA-templated transcription
Molecular function (GO): zinc ion binding; sequence-specific DNA binding
Source: RefSeq, a predicted model, not a curated record